CUAUUGAGCUUGGUCCGAAUCCCCCACCAACUACUCAAUGAUGUCCUCACACUUGCUUCGACACUUCCAAAUCUAUUAAAAUAAUUUCUCUCUACUCUAUAUAACUCACCGAGAUCAAAUUUAUCUCUGCAUUGUUUAUCUCAGCGAGCUUGCAUCUGCUCUACUACUAACAAAUCUUUUUCCGGCAGAAAACAUGGAAAUUAUUCAAACUUUGUUUCUCUGCUUGUUAUUUAGCGUUGUCUCAACAAGUAAUGGACUGGACAGGAGCGAUUUUCCCCCCAAUUUCAUGUUUGGAACUGCUUCCUCUGCCUAUCAGUAUGAAGGUGCUUGGAGAGAAGGAGGUAAAGGUCUCAGCAACUGGGAUGCCUUCACACAUUCACCAGGACGUGUAGAAGAUGGAAGCAACGGAGACGUAGCAGAUGAUCAAUAUCACCAUUAUCUGGAAGAUAUCGAGCUCAUGGCAUCACUUGGGCUAGACACUUACAGAUUCUCCAUAUCCUGGUCUCGAAUCCUUCCAGAUGGUAACGGUAAAAUUAACCAGGCUGGGAUUGAGUAUUAUAAUAAUUUUAUCAACGCUCUUCUUCAAAAUGGUAUCCAACCAUUCGUUACAUUAUUCCACUUCGACCUUCCAAAUGCACUUCAAAACUCCUACGGCGGAUGGCUCGGUCCACAGAUAGUAACGGACUUCGAAGUCUACGCGGACAUUUGUUUCAAAGCCUUUGGUGACCGGGUUAAGUACUGGGCUACAAUGAACGAGCCAAAUAUGUUUGUUCCAUUGGGUUACACCGUUGGGUUAUAUCCUCCCACAAGGUGUUCUGUGCCUUUCGGGAAGUGUAUUUCUGGGAAUUCCCUGUCUGAGCCAUAUGCUGCUGCACACAAUGUUUUGCUCGCCCAUGCAGCAGCAGUUCAUGCAUAUAGGACCAAAUAUCAGAAAAUUCAAGGAGGGUCAAUUGGAUUUGUGAUGAGCGCACCAUGGUAUGAACCCUUGGAAGACACUCCUGAGGACAGAGCAGCUGUCGACAGAAUUCUAGCAUUCAAUAUUCGAUGGUUUCUGGAUCCAAUUGUUCUUGGGAAUUAUCCAAGUGAAAUGCGUGAACGACUGGGAUCACGCCUUCCAGCUAUUGAUUCAGAAAUGUCUGGGAAGCUUGCAGGAUCAUUCGAUUUCAUCGGCAUAAACCAGUACACAACCUUGUAUGCAAGCAGCACCCCUACUCCUUCCCUCGAUAUGGGUACACUAGCUUAUCCGGACUCCAUGGUUUAUUUGACCGGCGAAAGACAAGGAAUUCCCAUUGGAGAACGAACAGGAAUGGACGGUUUAUAUGUGGUGCCUCGGGGAAUUCAGAAAGUGGUGGAAUAUGUAACGCAAAUCUACAACAGGCCUCCUAUUAUCAUCACAGAAAACGGCUAUGCAGAAUCCAAGGAUUCCUCCGCCACUUUACAAGAAGCUUUGGAAGACGUGAGGAGAGUAAAUUUUCAUAAUGAUUACAUGAACCACUUGGCAAAUGCAAUCAGGAAUGGAUCAGAUGUGCGUGGAUACUUCAUUUGGUCUCUUCUUGACAAUUUUGAGUGGGCAUUCGGGUACACGUUGAGAUUUGGGCUAUAUUAUGUGGAUAACCAUUCUCAGAGUAGAUACCCGAAGCUAUCAGCUGAAUGGGUAAAACAAUUCCUACGGAAGGACGCAAUCAGCACAAUGUAACGACAACUACAUCAUCCAACCACAAAUUCCUGUAGAAGAAAAUAUGAAAGUGGAAUAUAGAUUCAUUUAAUGUGAUGUAUUAUAGAUUCAUUUAAUUUAUUAAAUUUGGCUCAAACAAGCCAAAAACAGAGAAGGCGGAUAUCGGCAAACUUGGUUGGAGAAUCGGAAAACAAGGUAGGUAGUUUGAAGAAGAUGGAAAAUUGAAGUAGGUUAUAGCGAGUCGCGAUCAGUGAUGACCAGAAGCGAUGAUUCCCAACGCUGUGUUGGGAAUUGUACGGUUGUCUUGUAUUGUAUUUACAAAAGAUAAUUGCAUAUGAGAAAACAAAUAAUGUCAUUUCAAUUACGA
Molecule: messenger RNA, 2042 nt
Organism: Cryptomeria japonica (Japanese cedar)
Lineage: Eukaryota; Viridiplantae; Streptophyta; Pinopsida; Cupressales; Cupressaceae
Product: coniferin beta-glucosidase-like
Exons: 11
Coding region: 194-1696 (500 amino acids)
Biological process (GO): carbohydrate metabolic process
Molecular function (GO): beta-glucosidase activity
Source: RefSeq, a predicted model, not a curated record